UGUAGACGGUAGACGCACCGCGAAGGGAAAUAGAAGAACAUUCUUUGUUAUGAAGAGUGGGUUGCUUACAUGAAGGCCACUAACAUCGUUGGGACGGAGUUUUUAUUGUGAGGUGGAGUAAGAUGGAGGACGCCUACACGACUCUGUACCAGGAGUUCCUGCGGCUGCGCUCCAUCUGUUUAAAACAGGCCGCCAUGCUCCAGCACCUCACAGGAGCCCUCCAUCAGCAAGGUCACAAUGGAGACUCGGACAACCUGGCGUCCAUGUCAGUCCCGUGUUCACAAGACGAUCUGAUCAACUUCUGCUCUGACGCCCAACUGUUGCUUCGUAGACAACCUCUGGAUCAGUCUGCUGAACCUAACGCUGCCCAUGGAGGGAGCCGCGUGACCACAGACUUGCUGACCUCCAGAGUGGACCAGCUCCACCUGUCCCACCCUCACCUGUCCCAGCUCCACCUGUCCCACCCCCAACAUCACGCUCCUCAGGGCGCAGGUGCCACGGCUGGCCUCCAGGGGUCCUCGACCGCUCCUGGGGUCGUUCCCUCGAGAGCGCCCCCUAGCAUCAUCGGUGACUUAAAACGGGCGGAGCAGGAGUGGGCUGAGAACAACCCUACCAGAGCUCGGAGGCCAUGGUCGUCCAGCUCAUUUCUGAACAGUGAGUGGCUGAGCCUGACGGGAGGGCGGGCCAUGUCGAGGGUGACGGUGGAGACGCAGGUGUGUGAGUUCUGCCAGGCCGUGUUUCCCGGACACACCACCACGCGCGGGGAAUUCCUGCGGCACCUCACCUCUCACAUCACCUGACGGACAGGUGUUUUUUUCUUCUGUUUUCCACCACGUUGUCCAUGUUUGUAACGGUACUUCAGCUUGUGAUCUAAAAGUCCUCUAGUCUAGCGCACCUUUAACUGUAGCCUACACACAUAACUUUGUGAUCUAAAAGUCCUCUGGUGCAUCUUUAACUGUAGCCUACACACAUAACUUUGUGAUCUAAAAGUCCUCUAGCCUAGUGCACCUUUAACUGUAGCCUACACACAUAACUUUGUGAUCUAAAAGUCCUCUAGCGCACCUUUAACUGUAGCCUACACACAUAACUCUGUGAUCUAAAAGUCCUCUAGUGCACCUUUAACUGUAGCCUACACACAUAACUUUGUGAUCUAAAAGUCCUCUAGCGCACCUUUGACUGUAGCCUACACACAUAACUCUGUGAUCUAGAAGUCCUCUAGUGCACCUUUAACUGUAGCCUACACACAUAACUCUGCAGAGUAGUUGGCAUUGUGACACAGGUGUUUGUAAGCGCAUAAGUGGGUGCAAGCACAAAGCUUCAGACUGUAGUGCACUCUUCUACAUUGUCAUAAAACGUGCACUUCAAGGUGCAUGCAAGAGGGCAGGGAGUAAGUAAGAACGAUGUGAGCUCAUUCAUCAUGUGUAGUAUGUGUUCAGCACUGGGGUUCCCUGCUGCGCUGCCAACGGUCACCACUAGAUGGCAGGCGUAGACACGUGUGGAACAAGAGGCAAAAAAACUCAUAAGAUGAUCAUGUAGGAUUUGGUUUGAUAAUGCCUGCCUCUCAGGUACAUUUUGUGAAUAAUGACUAUAUGUACCAUUUCAUCUCUAGAAUGAUUUAAAAUUACUUAUGUUUUCUUUUCUCUUACUGACACAUUUAUUAUUGCCAUUUUCAGUCUUAUUCCCAUGAAUGAAUAUUUUGUUUUCUUUUUUCUUAAUCAUUCAUCAGUUUGUAAACAUUUUAAGUGUCACAUAAAUCCUACCUACAACCUA
Molecule: messenger RNA, 1770 nt
Organism: Sardina pilchardus (European sardine)
Lineage: Eukaryota; Metazoa; Chordata; Actinopteri; Clupeiformes; Clupeidae
Exons: 5
Coding region: 123-800 (225 amino acids)
Source: RefSeq, a predicted model, not a curated record